Messenger RNA from Xiphias gladius (swordfish), 3549 nucleotides. It is a transcript of the gene arhgap36, whose product is annotated as Rho GTPase activating protein 36. The transcript has 12 exons. Gene Ontology annotation, biological process: signal transduction. Bases 59 to 2095 code for a protein of 678 amino acids. The record is from RefSeq and is a predicted model, not a curated record. Lineage: Eukaryota; Metazoa; Chordata; Actinopteri; Istiophoriformes; Xiphiidae.
CACACACACACACACACACACACACACACACACAGAGAGAGAGAGAGAGUCCUGACUAAUGAUCCUGCUGGAUGGACCGACGCUGUUCACAUCCACACUUCCAGCUCUGCACACAGGAGACCGACCUGUGCGACUAGACAUGCAUUUCUACUGCGUGGGAGACCACACGUGGGCAACCAUGUUGGGUCAGAGCGUGCGGUUGCAGCCGGUGCCCAUCCAGAGCCUGUCGGAGCUGGAGCGAGCCAGGCUACAGGAAGUCGCCUUAUACCACCUGGAGGACCGGGACCUGGACCUCAAGAUGAGCAUCCCAAGAGAAAUACGCAAACGGAGAAAAUCUCUGCGCAGGAAGUUUGACUCCUUUUCAAAGGAAAAGAAAGAGCGAGAAUCGGCUCCCAUGGCAUUCGGCAUCCCCCUCUCCCAGGUCAUCGCCAACGACCGGGCCUACAAGCGGCGGCAGGACGCCCUGAAGGAGAGCAGGCGCGACUGUCUGGACCUGGAGGCCAGCGUCCUGCGCUUCCGGGCCGAGAAGCGGCAGUUCUUCAACGGGAACAAGCCGCUGGUCAGCUACUCGUCGAGCACGGGGGGGGUUCCUGGAUCCCCCUCCACGAACUCGGUGGCACCGGCGCCGAUUUUUGAGACCCAGAACAAACCGCUGUCGCCCACGUUUCUGGAUAACACCGGUCGAGGACAGAGGAGGGGAGGUUUGUCCGUGGACUCCAUCUCCGACCUUGUGGACAGUCAGUCUCGCCUGCUGGAGGCGCUGCAGCUCUCCCACCCGGCUGAGCUGGAGCUGAAGAAGUCACAGAGCGGCGGCUCCUCGGAGGGGAGGACCCAGACCAAGCUCAGCCUCAACCCCAUCUAUAGGCAGGUGCCCCGAGUGCUGGAGAGAUGCUGCAGUCACAUCGAGAACCACGGUCUUCAGACUGUGGGAAUUUUCCGAGUUGGAAGCUCUAAGAAGAGAGUGAGACAGCUGCGGGAGGACUUCGACAUGGGCGUGGACGUCCAGCUGGACGAGGAGCACAGCGUCCACGACGUGGCGGCGUUGCUCAAAGAGUUUCUGCGGGACAUGCCCGAUCCUCUGCUGCCCAGAGAGCUCUACCCGGCCUUCCUUCACGCCAACCUGUUGAGAGGAGCAGACCAGCUUCAGUACCUGCAGCACCUCCUCUACCUGCUCCCUCCCUGUAACUGUGACACCCUGCUGCGCCUCCUCACCUUCUUGCACACCGUGCAGAGCUUCGCCCAGGACAGCAUCGGAACCAAGGAUGAGGAGAUCCCCGGGAACAAGAUGACGGCCGCCAACCUGGCGGUGAUCUUUGGGCCGAACCUGCUGCAGAGGGAAAGGGGAGGCGACGUGAGUCCUCACGCCAUGGGGAUCGAGGACAGCACGGCCAUCAUCAGCGUCACUCUGGUGCUCAUCCAGAACCACAGGAGGCUCUUCCUGGUAUCUGCAGAGAUGCAGCAGGAGGUCCUGAUGAGUCUGAUCCAGACCGACCCGGACAUCAUUGACUAUCUUCUGCGCAGGAAACUCAGCAGCAGUCACCUGAGGGUGGAGAGCGGCAGCGAGUCGGGGGGUCGUCGGGACACGGGGGCGUCUCUGGACUCUGUGGGGGCCUCCAGCGGGAGUCUGUCCCCACUGGAGCCCCCCUCACCUCUCUUCCCGCCGGACGGCAGCGGCGGUGAGGGCAGCCUGACCAGCGAGAUCUUCAUCAACAUGCUCAAACUGAACCAGAACAGGAAGCGGCAGGAGACGCGAUACGGUGAGAUCCCUCCAGGUAAAUCCAUCCGCCACAUGCGUCAGUUCCACUCCCACCACAACCUGCUCAGCCUGGCCCAGCCCUCCUCCUCUUCGACCUCCACCUCAAUGCUCCACGGUCAGGAUCCCGACCCCCAGGACCACAGGGGCUCGCUGGGUUCUGCGUUGAGCUUCUCCCUCGGCGGCGGAGGCGGCGGCGGCAGUUGCUCCAGCCUGAGCGGGUUGACCGAGGGCAGCAUCUGGGUGAGGCAGACGCCGCAGGAGGAGAGCAAGCCGUCGCCCGUCGCCAACUUCUGGGACUUCUUCACCGGGAAGGGGUCUGGCUCGGAGACGAUGGUAUGAUGAAGGGCGAGAAGAGGAGGAACACGAAGGGAAAGAGUGUGUGUGAAUGUGUGUGACUUCCUGUCAGAGGUCAGAAAUCCCCAGAAAAAAUUGGUCAAAGUUCCUGUUACAUUUACAGAGAUGUCUGUUGAGUCGACACACAUUUCUACGAUCAUAAAUCCAAAACUUCCUGCUUGAGUUUCUGACUGUAAGAGAGCAUCCUGUUGCCGAUUCUUCCCGGUGGAAGUUGGAAUUUUCCACUUUUCUGGCACCUCUUGAACACAGCACGUGUAUGAAUGUGUAGCAGGGACAAAGACAGCAUGAAGAAAAGCAACAAAUGAAGAAGAAAAAAUUCAGACAAUUACUCGAAAAAGGUUUUUUUUUAAAAGGAGUUUGGAUGGAUGCAACAACUUGCUCGGACAAAGAAAUGGACAUAUGAGGAAAUGAAGGCAAAAAGACAAAAUCAACCUGUCUGAGAUUAUCUGGAAGUGGAUGCAGUGAUAAUUGCAGUGUAUAUAAUGUGUACAUGAUGCAAGUUUAUAUAUCUUAAGUUUACAUACGCAAAACUUGGUCUUACGUCCUAGAAGUGCAUAACUAACUGUAACCUGCAUGGGCUCUACUAACCCUUUGUCUGUAAUGAAACCACACCGGGCUCCACUUGGUUUUUCCGUUGUUUUUCUGUAACCUUCAAUGAGCUACAUUUACUAUUAAUCAAAUCUGCAGUUCAACUUCCCGCCGUCCGCGAUUCGCAAGAAUGACUGCAAAGAUCCGCAACACCCGACAACUACGAAGCCCAGAGGCGUUCAGUAAUAUGGAUGACGACGGAUAACAUAUGCUCCGUAGCCAUUAAAUAUUGGGAUAAUACAAUCAAAUCAUCUCGUUUCACGUCAUUUUUGUUUCCAAACGUCCUUUUUCCGAAGUCCGUCUCUUAUAUAGAGAUUUUGAGGUACAAUCCCAAGUUUCUAAACGGAGGCUUCAAUUUCAGUAUUUCAUCCGUAUGUCUUAUUUAUUGGAUGUUGGACGCCGUGGGUCUCCAUACACAUCUCAGCAAAACAGAAGGGACAUUUUUGUGUGUGUGUGCGUGUGUGUGUGUGUGUGUACAGGCCAACCUCCUCUAGGUCAGAGGUACCCGUCUUUCCUCUGGCUCGUGAUCCCCUAAAAAUGCAGCAAUCCACUUGCCACGAGUCGCAUCUACCUUUCAGCUGUUAACAGGUUUUUGUUUUUUCCAAUUGUUGUAGAUGCUGCAUUCAUACCAUGUGAUAAUCAGCUUGUACACAGCAUUCGUUUCCAUAUCCAGGUCAUAAUAACCACGGCUAAGUUCAUUUUUUUUCUGAAAGCUCCGACUUCAUGCGAAGGUAUCAAGCCAAAGUCCUUUUGUUCAAGGUAAAUAAACCCAGAUGUAGUAAAUAUGGCACUACGCUGUACAGCCGUCUUGUGUUGUCUGGUGACGUGAGCGCUAUGAAACUACUCAGGGU